AUGUCUCCGAAGCACUGGCUUAUGAAGGCCGAGCCCGACUCGCGCGUCGUCAAGGGCAAGGACGUGAAGUUCAGCGUCGACGACUUCGAGGAGUGCAAGACCACACCAUGGGAGGGGGUGCGGAACGCUGAGGCCCGGAACCUGAUGAAGGAGAUGAGGGUUGGUGACAAAGUCCUGUUCUAUCACUCCAAUUGCAAGAAACCUGGCAUCGCCGCGUUUGCAGAAGUUUCGAAGGAAGCGUAUCCAGAUUACACGGCCUGGGACCCUUCGCACCCAUACUAUGACGCCAAAUCGGACAAAGAGAACCCCAAGUGGUACAUGGUCGAGGUCACUUUCAAGGCUCGCGCAUCGCACUUUGUCCCUCUCUCAUUCUUCAAGAGCGUAGCGGCAUCGGCUGAUGUGCCAGAGAAUGUCGCCUACAUUGAACAAAAAGGCUCUGACGCCAUUAAAGCCAUGGCCCUCAUCAAUAGAGGCCGUCUUAGCGUGCAAAGAGUGGAGGAGGAUACUUAUAACGUCAUCGAACAGCUCGCCAACCAGGGAGGAUGGGAAAACGUGGAUGGAAGUACUAGUCAGGCCAAGGCCAAGGGCAAAGAGGGUCGGACAAAGGCCAAACCCAAGAGCGAGAACCAAGCUGCUGAGUAUGAUGACGAAAGGGUGGAUGGAAGUGGCGAAGAUGAGCCUGCUCCCAGGAAACCCGCUCGGAGCAAGAGGAAGGUCCACGAAGUCGACGGGGAUUCUGCCGCUCUACGGCGGUCGACGCGAGUACGCAAGUGA
Molecule: messenger RNA, 774 nt
Organism: Epithele typhae
Lineage: Eukaryota; Fungi; Basidiomycota; Agaricomycetes; Polyporales; Epitheliaceae
Product: PUA-like domain-containing protein
Exons: 8
Coding region: 1-774 (257 amino acids)
Cellular component (GO): nucleus
Source: RefSeq, a predicted model, not a curated record